Cicer arietinum (chickpea) is the source of this 2232-nucleotide messenger RNA. Its product is annotated as allene oxide synthase 1, chloroplastic-like. The record is from RefSeq and is a predicted model, not a curated record. NCBI's taxonomy places the organism in Eukaryota, Viridiplantae, Streptophyta, Magnoliopsida, Fabales, Fabaceae. Gene Ontology annotation, cellular component: chloroplast envelope; chloroplast thylakoid membrane. Gene Ontology annotation, biological process: sterol metabolic process; jasmonic acid biosynthetic process. Gene Ontology annotation, molecular function: heme binding; iron ion binding; monooxygenase activity.
UAAUCCCUUACCGUAAUGGUGCACCGGCCGGCCAGCUUAGUCAUAUAAAAAUUUAAUACGAAUAUCAAGAAUUUACGAAAAACAAAGUGCACAUUUUACACAACUUUCUUUUCGAUCUCUCAACCACGCAAAUUUCUCCACCAUUAUAGUCUUCCUUUUCAAUUUCAACACUUCUCAAUGUUGAAGCAUUAAAUCUCCAUAAAUACAAACCCCACAACAAAUCACUCCUCCACAAAUCACAUAUCCUUGUUAAGUUAUUAAUUCAUAUGACAUAGCAUUUUAUAUAAACCUUGGUCAAAUUUGUUCCUUCAUUUUUUGUGUCACAAAGAAAAAGAUGGCUACAACAUCACUUACCUCCGUUUCUUCUACUUUCCUUCAAACAGAAUUUCCAUUAAAGAGAACAAAAAGACACAUCAAUCGUUGCUCCGUUUCGAAAUGCCCUUUCAAUCCAAUUUCAGUUGCACCAAUAAAAUCCUCGGGAUCAGAAACAGCAGACACAACAUCUCUAUCCCCCGUUCCACAAAACCCAUUACCCGAAACAAACAAAAAACUUCCAUUACGAAAAAUCCCUGGAGAUUACGGACUCCCUUUAGUGGGACCCAUAAAAGACCGUCUCGAUUAUUUUUAUAACGGAGGACGAGACAAAUUUUUUAGAACACGCGCCCAUAAAUACCAAUCAACCGUUUUUCGCGCCAACAUGCCACCUGGCCCUUUCAUUUCAAAUAACCCAAACGUCAUCGUUUUACUCGACGGAAAAAGUUUCCCCGUUCUGUUCGAUACUUCCAAAGUAGAAAAACGAGAUCUCUUCACCGGAACUUUCAUGCCGUCAACUGAACUCACCGGCGGUUACAGAAUCCUCUCAUACCUCGAUCCAUCCGAACCAAAACACGAUCAACUCAAACGAUUCCUCUUUUAUCUCCUUACAUCACGAAUCUCCCAUUUCAUCCCUGAGUUUCAUUCCUCUUACGCAAAACUCUUCGAUACGUUGGAAAAACAGCUUGCAAAAAACGGAAAAGCGAGUUUCGCCGAAGCUAACGAUCAAGCCGCUUUUAACUACCUUGCGAAAGCACUUUACGGAGUUAACCCUUCCGAAACAGAUCUUAAAAACGAAGCUCCAAAAAUUAUAACAAAAUGGACUCUGCUUCAGCUUAGUCCAAUUCUUUCAUUAGGUCUUCCAAAGUAUAUUGAAGAAGCAGUUUUUCACACUUUUCGUCUUCCUCCAAUUUUGGUGAAAAAAGAUUACCAAAGACUUUAUGAUUUCUUCUACGAUGCUGCUUCUGGACCGGUUUUAGAGGAAGCGGUUCGACUCGGAGUUUCUAAAGAAGAAGCGGUUCACAAUCUUAUAUUCGCCACGUGUUUUAAUUCUUUCGGUGGAAUGAAGAUAUUUUUCCCCAAUAUGUUAAAGUGGAUUGGACGUGCGGGCGUUAAUCUUCACAGUAAAUUAGCGGAAGAGAUUAGAUCAGCCGUUAAAUCUAACGGUGGGAAAGUAACGAUGGCAGCGAUGGAACAAAUGCCGUUGAUGAAAUCAGUGGUGUACGAAUCCUUUAGAAUUGAACCACCUGUGCCGUUACAAUACGGAAAAGCGAAACACGAUUUCGUUAUUGAGAAUCACGAAAACUCGUUUCAAGUGAAAGAAGGUGAAAUGUUGUUUGGUUUUCAACCGUUUGCGACGAAGGAUCCUAAGAUUUUUGAUAGACCUGAUGAAUUUGUUGGGGAGAGGUUUAUCGGUGAAGAGGGAGAGAAGUUGUUGAAACAUGUGCUUUGGUCUAACGGUCCUGAAACGGAACAACCAACGGUUUCAAAUAAACAAUGUGCUGGAAAGGAUUUUGUUGUUUUGUUUUCUAGACUUUUGGUGGUCGAGUUUUUUCUCCGUUAUGAUACUUUUGGGAUACAAGUUGGUAAAUCGCCGAUAGGAUCUGCUAUUACAUUUACUUCUCUUAAGAAAGCAACUUUUUAGUUUUAGUCCAUGAUCAUGAUAAUGUUUUUUGUUAUGCAUAAUGAAGAUGAAUGUGAUUAUAGCUUCAUAAAAUACAUUCGCUAGAUUAUUUUAUUAAAUGCACAUGGACCGUAUCUUAGUUUAAAGUUUGUUCAUCCAGACGUUUGUUCAGAUUAAAAUAUUUUUACUUUUUGUCCAAAAAAGAAAUAUUUUAACUUUGUUUCUUAUGUUUAUGUCUGCUUGUAUAGUACUACUACAAGAGGAAAGAGAAAUAUGAACAUAUUUUGCGUGUCAAA